Messenger RNA from Cicer arietinum (chickpea), 3278 nucleotides. RefSeq names its product inactive leucine-rich repeat receptor-like serine/threonine-protein kinase At1g60630. Gene Ontology annotation, biological process: protein phosphorylation. The record is from RefSeq and is a predicted model, not a curated record. Gene Ontology annotation, molecular function: protein kinase activity; ATP binding; protein binding. NCBI's taxonomy places the organism in Eukaryota, Viridiplantae, Streptophyta, Magnoliopsida, Fabales, Fabaceae.
CCUUUUGCCUUCAAUUCGAUCACCUAUUUCCUGAUGGAAAAAAGGGGGACCUUAAGCUUUCGGGAGAGCAACAAAGAAAGAAAAGGCCAGACACACAACUAGCAGUAUGUCUCUCAAAUUAUUACUACAAUACCAAUUCUGAGUAGUUUCAAUUAUAGCGUUUUAGCAUUUGGAUUUGGAAUUACCAUGUGUGUUACUGUCACAAAAAUUGUUAUUUUCAUGUAACCAUCUAAAUGCAUUUACUAAUUUCCCAAGAAGAAAGUCCAAACCAUUUUCAGUCUGGGUCGGUGUUCAAUUCUACUCAUCAUUCUAUUCACUAGUUAUUGCAAUGAUUCCAAUGAAGAGUAUUGGAUCCCACUUCAACCAAGUUUUUAAUAACUGCUAAAUUCCAUGAGUACGAGCAACCCAAGAAAUUCAACAUUAUAGAAAGAAAGAAAGAAAGAAAGAAAUCAUAGAGAAACGAAAAGAAUGGUUAUUGUUUUUGGUCUGAGUAAUUUCACGUGAGAGUUCUGCUAUUGUGUCCGUGACGUGACGAGUUUUGCAAGCAUGUUGCUGAAUGAACAGUUUCGACAAACCAAAGAUUAACAAAACCACAGAGUAAGUGUCUCCACAAAUUUAAUGGAUUCAUUCAUAGCUAUUGCUUCUGUUCUGCACACUACAAUGUCAAUUUUGUUCUGUUCAAAGAAUGAGUCAACCAAAUGAAAAAUGUGAAGCAGCAAGCACAAAUGUUACUAGAUCUGAAGAGUUUUGUUAUUUCUAAAGUCUCAAUUAACGUUACUUUUUUGGGGUGAUUUAAGUAGGUGAAUCAAACCCUACCCAACAUGCAUUAAAGAAUUUCGAUAUCUUCCACGCAAACAAUGGCUAUUGUUAUGGAAUUGGAAAAACUAAAUCAGGUGAAACAGAACACCUAAUUGCAACCGUACUACGUUGAUUAUUCUUAUCUACUCCUACUACUACAAAACUAGGUGUUGUGUUUGUGUUGUGUUGGGGUCCCAUUUUUCUAAUAUGAAGAGACUCUCAUUUUCCUCUCUAUUUUUCAUCAUCUAUAUAUUUUAUCUCUUCUUGUUUCUUCAACUAGUUAGUUCACAAGACGAUUCACAACCACUUCUAGCACUCAAAUCCUCCAUUGAUGUUCAUAACAAGCUUCCAUGGCUACAACAAGGAAACGACGUGUGCACUUGGUUAGGAGUCAGAGAUUGUUUCAAAGGAAAAGUUAGAAAGCUAGUACUUGAAUUUUUCAACUUAACAGGAACAUUAGAUUCAAACAUUUUGACCCGUUUAGAUCAACUUCGAGUUCUUAGUUUCAAAGGUAACUCACUCUCUGGUCAAAUCCCUAACCUCUCUUCUCUCGUCAACCUCAAAUCUAUUUACCUUAACGAUAACAAUUUCUCCGGCGAGUUUCCGGCUUCUGUUUCCACUCUCCACCGAGUUAAAGUCAUUGUUAUUUCCGGUAAUAGAAUAUCCGGCGAGAUUCCGGCGUCGUUGCUUAAGCUUCCUCGGCUCUAUGUUCUCUACUUGCAAGACAAUUUGUUCACCGGUUCGAUACCUGGUUUCAACCAAACAGGGCUUAAGUACUUGAAUGUCUCGAAUAACAAACUCUCCGGCGAGAUUCCGGUGACGCCUGCAUUGAUCCGAUUCAAUGCGUCGUCGUUUUCGGGAAACUUAGGGUUAUGCGGAGAACAGAUCCACCGUGAAUGCAUAAGCAGUACUCUGUUACCGCCAACGGCGCCGUCGAUGGGUCCAGUUGGAGGGAACGGUAAAACGACGUCGUCGAAAUCGAACCGUACCAAAAUUAUGAAGAUAAUUGGAGGGAGUGUUGGUGGGUUUGUGUUGUUGUUGAUAUGCUUGAUAAUUUUGUUGUGGGUAAUUUGUAAGAACCGUAGGAAGAGAGUGGGUUCGAGUAGGAGCAAGGGUGGUGACGUGGCGGAAGGAGAAAAUGCGGUAGGAGGAGGUGGAGUAGGAGGAGAAGGAGAGGGUAGGGGAAGUAAUUAUGAUCGAAAUCAAGGGGGUUUUGCUUGGGAAAGUGAAGGUAUAGGGAAACUGGUGUUCUGCGGAGCAGGGGAUCGAGAAAUGGGUUACAGUUUGGAGGAUUUACUGAAGGCUUCAGCUGAGACAUUAGGGAGGGGUAUUAUGGGAAGUACGUAUAAAGCAGUCAUGGAAUCAGGCUUCAUUGUUACAGUUAAAAGGUUGAAAGAUGCUAGGUACCCUGCGUUAGAGGAAUUUAGGGCACAUAUAGAAUUACUUGGUAAGCUUAGACACCCUAAUUUGGUCCCACUUAGGGCUUACUUCCAAGCUAAAGAAGAACGUCUUCUUGUCUAUGAUUACUUUCCCAAUGGCAGCCUCUUCUCUCUUAUUCAUGGAUCAAAAACAUCUAGUGGGGGAAAGCCUCUUCACUGGACAUCUUGUCUUAAAAUAGCAGAAGAUUUAGCAACAGGCCUUCUCUAUAUCCACCAAAACCCCGGCUUGACACACGGAAACCUUAAAUCUUCUAAUGUGUUACUUGGUGCUGACUUUGAGUCCUGUCUCACUGAUUAUGGUCUCACCGUCUUCCUCAAUCCCGACUCAAUGGACGAACCAAGUGCCACUUCUUUCUUCUAUAGAGCGCCCGAGUGCCGCAGUUUUCACAGGUCGCAAACUCAAACUGCUGAUGUAUACAGCUUUGGUGUCCUUCUCCUUGAGCUUUUGACAGGCAAAACACCCUACCAAGACCUUGUUCAGGCGCACGGUUCGGAUAUACCUAGAUGGGUUCGGUCGGUGCGCGAAGAAGAGACUGAGUCCGGGGACGAUCCUGCCUCAUCGGGCAAUGAAUCAUCUGAAGAGAAGCUUCAGGCUCUUUUGAACAUUGCAAUGGCAUGUGUCUCACUUGUGCCAGAGAAUCGACCUACAAUGAGAGAAGUUCUAAAGAUGAUUAGAGAUGCAAGAGGGGAAGCUCAUGUUUCAUCUAAUAAUAGUAGUGAUCAUUCACCUGGUAGAUGGUCGGAUACUGUUCAAAGCUUGCCAAGGGAAGAACAUCUUAGCAUAUGAUUGGAAACUUUUUUUUUUUUUACGAGUCAAUAUUUAUAGAGACUAUAUAUGCAUUCUGAUUUUUCAUGAAUUGGUUAUUUGUUUCGAACAUGACUAGGUGAUAAUGUUGUAAAGACAUACAUUCUUAAUAUCUUGCGUUGUGAGUACAUGUUGGUUAGAGGUAAUUAAUGGAUAUGGAUUCAUAUCCGAGAUUCAGCUUGCAAAAGAAGUGGAGACCAAUCCUUUAAGGUUUUGGAUCAUUGGUUUCUUUUAUU